AAGGGGCCUCUUUGCCAAGUUAGCAGGGGUGCAUCUUUAUGUGCAUCUCUAGGCGGUGGUACACAAUUUAAAACACGACCAAUAUAAGUCAGAGGAAGAACAAUUAAAACAAAUUUCCACAGACUAAAAAGUUAAGACAGUCCCAUGGAAUACAAUCAAACCGUGUGGAAUACUUUUCAGUUACAAAGGUUUCAGAUCGCACUUCUUGUCCCAGAUCCCACUCCAACCUGCUGCUGCUGCUGCUGCUCACAAUGACGACAUUGUGAUCCAAGGGGACACAAGGUUGCAUUCCACUUGCUUUAAAGGGCACGUGUGCCUUUAAAAAUAGAAGUUCGCCUUCUCUAUUACAAAAGGUUUAUCCUGCGAGCGGAAAGAAAGGCGCUUCCCCAGGCCGCCUCCUCCUCCUCCUCAAACCACACCUGCCCUCCAGGCCUGGGCCGGCAGCAGCAGCUCAGUGCGAGAGAUCACAAGGGGGUGGCGAACCCCUUGUCCAGAUGCGCCCUGCAAGAAAUCUUCGGCUCUCCGAACCACGUGGCCUCACUUCCUGCUCUUCGACCUCCUCUGUGUCGUCAGAGGGGCGAAGAUGAGGAUGGCGGGGCUGGCGGCUGGUCUGCUGCCUGCGCUCUUCUUCGCUUGGGCAGCUGGUGAGUAGAGGAUACUGUCUGUUGCUGCGCAGUUGGGCAACACGAGGGAAAACACCGAGAAGGCGGCGCCCGCUGGGACAUCGGAAACGGCACUGCAGCCGCUCCCUUUUCCUCCAGGGUUGCUUCCUUGAGGCUUAGCAACCUCUGGUUCAGGUCGUUGUCCGUCUGUGCAGCCUCUUGGAUCUCCCCGCCCAGGAAAGCCUGUCUUCAGAGCCACUCCAGACAAAGCAAAUCGCAGCACCGUUUCCUUGCAGGGCGGGUUCUCGCGGGAGCAAUCCUGCUUUCUGUCUAAGCCAGGCCUGCCUGCUCAGCUCCGCUCCUCCUGCAGAUGUUGGCCUACAAUUCCCAUAACCCUUGGUGACUGGCCACUGUGGUUGGGGAUUAUGGGAGCUGUAGUCCAAUCAAUCAGUCACUCAAUCAAUAAAGCGGGGGUGGGGGCUAAGUUGAGCAGGCUGGUCUAAACUGUGGGACAUGUUCUGCUGUCUUUAAGCAUCCUAACUUUCUAUAUGCUUUUGUGAGCUGCACAAAACUGGAUGGGUUUGGCUAAGAACGGUUGGAUUCCUUUACCAAUUACCUCCCCUAUAAGUUUUGCUUCCUAUUUUCUCUGACAGGCAUCCAACUUCCUUAAAGUCAGUGCUGAGUUUCGUCUUGCCUCCUACUAUGCUGAUCACAUGGUACUGCAGAAGGAACCAGCUGGUGCAGUCUUAUGGGGCUACAAAGACUCUGCUGCUGCUAUAAUGAUGUUUCUUUACCGGGAGAACCAUCUUGUGUGGAAAGUAGUGUCGGAGGAGGAAGGACGCUCUGAAAUCUGGAAAAUAGUCCUGAAUCCUAUGCCUGCAGGGGGACCUUAUGAGAUUGUGAUCUGGCACCAGGACAAUGGGGAGAUGACAAAUGUGACACUGGAAGAUGUCUACUUUGGUGAUGUCUGGCUUUGUAGUGGGCAGAGUAAUAUGGAAAUGACAGUUUCACAGAUCUUCAAUGCCAGUGAGGAGCUUGAGGAGGCCUCGCAGUUUCCGCUCGUGCGUCUCUUUACAGCUUCUCUCGUUCAGUCCAAAAGGGAACUGCAUGAUCUUUCCGGGAUCACUUUACAAUGGUCUAUUCCGACAGCCAAAAACCUAGGCCAUGGUGAUUUCAGUUACUUCUCUGCCGUGUGCUGGCUGUUUGGCCGCUACUUGUUCAAGACCCUGAAGUACCCCAUUGGACUGGUCGAGUCUUGCUGGGGAGGGACACCCAUUGAAGCCUGGUCUUCCAAGAGGGUACUGCAUGAGUGUGGAAUCUUCAACACCACUGAAGGAGCAUCAUCUUCAUACCUUGAUUCUGGCCCCAAAGACCCCUCAGUGCUCUGGAACGCCAUGAUCCACCCUCUUCUCAACAUGACCAUCCAAGGCGUUAUUUGGUAUCAAGGUGAAGCAAACACUGUAAUGAACACUGAUCUGUACAACUGCACCUUCCCGGCACUCAUUGAAGACUGGCGGAAAGCAUUCUUUGAAGGGUCCCAUGGGGAAACAGAACAGGACUUCCCCUUUGGUUUUGUCCAGAUAUCUACAGAUCGCCAGAUGCAGCUUGACGACAGCUUUCCGCGCAUCCGAUGGCACCAAACAGCAGACUACGGCUAUGUCCCUAAUCAGAAAAUGCCCAAUACUUUCAUGGCGGUGGCCAUGGAUCUUUGUGACGAUGAAUCUCCCUAUGGCAGCAUCCACCCUCGAGAUAAACAGAGCGUGGCCCAUAGACUGUACCUCGGGGCCCUGGCAUUGGCAUAUGGUAAGAAAGGCGCGACCUUCCAAGGUCCAUACCCUGAGAAAGUGGAGCUGGUUGCCGCUUCUGGACUCCUGAAUGUUAUCUUUGGAGAGCAUAUUGAGCUUCGACACUCUGACAACAAGACAUUUGAGGUGUGCUGUGCUCAGCAGAAGCAGUGCCAAUGGGUCCCAGCCGCCAUCGCCUCUUCCUCUUUCGACACGGUGACUCUGCACAACCUGGCCUGUCCGAAAAGCACGCUCGGCCUGCGCUACGCGUGGAUGGAGUGGCCUUGCAAAUACAAGCACUGUCCCGUCUACAGCAGACACUCCUCCUUGCCUGCGCCUCCAUUCAUUACGUUUUCCCACAAUAACCCUGGUUGGGUUUUGUCAUGAGGGGCAAGAUGGCAGACAAACCGGCAGCCUCCAGUUCCGGCCCCGUGGCCCACCAGGACAAGAAAAGGGAAGACGGCCAGCUGCUCUGUGCAGGAUGGUUACACCUAGAGCUUCUUCUUUCCCCCCCCCUCGAAGCCGUAAACUUCUCAGUUUGGUUAUUGCAGGGGGUGGGAAUCUCAAGAUGGGGAGAGUGGCUGCUUGCUUCCGCCCUGGACCCUUGCCGGGAUCGAUGAGCUGUUCAGAGAGAGCGCUGCCGGCACUGAGGUCACGGCUGCCGUGUGCUGAUCAGCACAAAUCGCAGCCUGAGAAACAUGGAUGGAGAAACCUGACGAACCAUAUAGCAUCCCUCUGCUCCUCCCCCCACCCCACAUCCUGCACAGAGAGCCAGCAAUAUGAGGAAAGGGUGGUCUUCAUGACCACCAGCUGGCUAGCCGGAGCAUCAGGCAGAGUCCGUGCCCCGUGAGAAGCCGUUGUGUGUCGCCAAGAAUCACAGCAGGAGAACAGGGAAGUGGUGGUGUGCUAGCUGCGGUCUGGGUCGGACGGGGUGGGACGUGCUUUCCCUUUGCUCUCAAUACCGUGCUGGGUUCACGAUGUGAGUUGGCUGCCCUCCCCCUCGCACCUCGGUUUUUGCCGACACACAGCUGUUUCCUGAGAGUGUGCAGAGGCUCAGAGCCUAGCUGGGCACUCCUGCCCAGCAGUCAGUGGUGAGAACCAGUCGUGUGUGUAGUUAUGCGUACUCUCACGCACGGCACACUGUUCCUCUUAAAAAAUAUUAAGAAAGAGUAUGUGUGUGUGCAGUUGCCUAUCUUGGGGCUGUUCCGACAAUCGAAAACUGGGUAGGGCAAGUGUCCUACCCAGGUAUGGGAGCUGUGUGUGCCCUCGAUUUGUGUGGGAGCAAACUAGGCCAGAAGAGCGAGAAGUGACUGUGUGGGGAGACAGGAGCAGGGUAGGGCAGCUUCUCUUCCUACCUUGGUCAAAUGCUGGGUAGGACGGUGCUGUCCUACUCAGCAUCUGCCUCCCACGCCAUCACUUCUCUCUCCUCUUACCUAGUUGUUUGCUUCCACACAAGCGAACGUUGGGGGCAUGCAGAGCCCCCCUAACCUGGGUAGGACACUUGUCCUACCCAGUUCUGAUUGUGUGAACAGCCUCAACAUACAGAACUGUGUGUACACACAACCAUAUACACACACACACACUUUUUCUCUUAAUAUUGCUGGUUCCUCAUACGUUGUACCAGUUUGAUGUAAAGAGAUCUAAUGGGCUCACUUCUCAUAUCCUGAUCCUGCCAUGGCCCAGCCAUUCUUCUCCCUGCCCGCUGUGAAGGUGCGGGCAGCUGCAAAGGAGAAGCCUGGUCAAAUUCUUCCUUUUGUACGUCUGUCAAAGAAGGAGGCGUAAUCUGAGCCAGGCUGGGGGUUCAGCCGUGCCGAGUACAAUAUGCACACCCGUAAUGCUGCUGUAGAACAGAGCUGAGUCGGCCCUUUAGGAGACUCCUGUUUCUUUCAUUAUCUUCUUCUCCCAUGUUUUGAUGACUGGUAGGAUUGUAUCACUGGAAAGAGCUGCACAUCCAGGAACGGGGUGUGACUCUGACUGAAAAGUAACAUCUUGUCAUUAAACGUUGCAGAACAAAUCCA
Molecule: messenger RNA, 4404 nt
Organism: Hemicordylus capensis (graceful crag lizard)
Lineage: Eukaryota; Metazoa; Chordata; Lepidosauria; Squamata; Cordylidae
Gene: SIAE
Product: sialic acid acetylesterase
Exons: 10
Coding region: 1316-2773 (485 amino acids)
Biological process (GO): carbohydrate metabolic process
Molecular function (GO): sialate O-acetylesterase activity
Source: RefSeq, a predicted model, not a curated record